Molecule: messenger RNA, 1422 nt
Organism: Closterium sp. Naga37s-1
Lineage: Eukaryota; Viridiplantae; Streptophyta; Zygnematophyceae; Desmidiales; Closteriaceae
Source: the annotation of a GenBank genome assembly
AUGACUCAGAGAGUCUCAUUCUUGUUGAUUCAGAGACGUCGCCGUGUCCUGAGCACGGCCCUUCUCCUCGUCUCGCUCGUCCUGCUCUCAUCUCUCCACGCGGCGAUGGCCUUCCGCUUCUCCGCGGGGCUCCGCGCGGACAAGCUGCGCGGGAUGAUGCGCGGAUGGGCGCAAGGAGGCUCGACCGGCCAGCAGCAGCAGCUGCAACAGGGCGGCAGAAUGGGCGGCGGCGGAGGAACGGGAGGUGGAGGAAUGGGCGGCGGCGGAAUGGGCGGCGGCGGAAUGGGCGGCGGCGGAAUGGGCGGCGGCGGAAUGGGCGGCGGCGGAAUGGGAGGCGGCGGAAUGGGCGGCGGCGGCAUGGGCGGACCUGAUUCCUCUGCUCUCGGAUCGCAAUCAGCCAUGAGUCCUGGGGGGAACAUGGGCGGCGGCGGAAUGGGCGGCGGCGGAAUGGGCGGCGGCGGCAUGGGUGGCGGCGGAAUGGGUGGCGGCAUGGGCGGACCUGGCAGGUCCUCUGCUCCCGGAUCACAAUCAGGCAUGGGUCCUGGGGGAGGCAUGGGUGGUGGCGGAAUGGGCGGCGGCGGCAUGGGCGGAGGCGGAAUGGGAGGCGGCAGAAUGGGCGGCGGCGGAAGAGGCGGUGGCGGCAUGGGCGGAGGGGGAAUGGGAGGCGGCGUGGGCGGCAGUGGCAUGGGCGGCGGCGGCAUGGGCGGCGGCGGCAUGGGCGGACCUGGGUCGUCUGCUCCUGGAUCGCAAUCAGCCAUGGGUCCUGGGGGGAACAUGGGUGGCGGCGGAAUGGGCGGCGGCGGAAUGGGCGGCGGAGGAAUGGGAGGCGGCGGAAUGGGCGGCGGAGGAAUGGGAGGCGGCGGAAUAGGCGGAGGAGGCAUGGGCGGCGUCGGAAUGGGCGGCGGCGGCAUGGGUGGCGGCGGAAUGGGCGGCGGCGGCAUGGGUGGCGGAGGAAUGGGCGGCGGCGGAAUGGGUGGCGGCGGCAUGGGAGGGGGCAUGGGCGGCCCCAGUUCCUCUGCUCCCGGAUCGCAGUCAGCCAUGGGUCCUGGGGGAGGCAUGGGCGGCGGAGGCAUGGGCGGCGGAGGGAUGGGCGGCGGAGGCAUGGGCGGCGGAGGAAUGGGCGGGUCAGGGUGGUUUGCUCCAGGUUCGCAGGCAGCACCCGGCCAGGGUGGACCUGGGAUGGGCGGAGGGAUGGGCGGAGGGAUGGGCGGAGGGAUGGGCGGAGGGAUGGGGGGAGGGAUGGGCGGAGGGAUGGGCGGAGGGAUGGGCGGAGGGAUGGGUGGAGGGAUGGGCGGAGGGAUGGGCGGAGGGAUGGGUGGGCCUGGUGGCAACAUGGGAGGCGGCAUGGGUGAGGCGCAUGGCCGCAGCAGCACUUCCAACGGAGUGCCGCCAGCAGUGCUGCUUCGUCCAAGCUCCUCCUGA